This is a messenger RNA of Eublepharis macularius, 1676 nucleotides long. RefSeq names its product GPI mannosyltransferase 1-like. The transcript is spliced from 2 exons. Gene Ontology annotation, molecular function: alpha-1,4-mannosyltransferase activity; GPI mannosyltransferase activity. Gene Ontology annotation, cellular component: glycosylphosphatidylinositol-mannosyltransferase I complex; membrane. Gene Ontology annotation, biological process: GPI anchor biosynthetic process. NCBI's taxonomy places the organism in Eukaryota, Metazoa, Chordata, Lepidosauria, Squamata, Eublepharidae. The record is from RefSeq and is a predicted model, not a curated record. Bases 182 to 1468 code for a protein of 428 amino acids.
CCCCACUACAAGGACCGCUUGCAAUCUCAACCAAGUUCUCUCUUUGGAUUCCAUAUAGAAGAAGAACAUACAAACCGGCGUCCUUCUCGUUCAGACAGCAGCAUAACCAAAGGAUGGUUCAAGCCUAACCCAGUACCAGAUUUUAUUUCUCAUUCUGAUUUCUGUUAAAAGAGACCCCAAUAUGAUACUCCAUCAGAUAUCUGGGAAACAAAUCUUGACAGGAUUUCUCAGGAAAGAUGUCUUAUUUGGCAGCGCUUUCAUAAUCAGGCUUGUGCUGGUCUUUUAUGGAGUUUAUCAGGACAGAACGAUGCUGGUAAAAUAUACAGACAUUGACUACCAAGUAUUCACUGAUGCUGCCAAAUACAUCACAGAGGGAAAGUCUCCUUACCUAAGAGCCACAUACCGUUAUACUCCACUGCUGGCCUGGAUCUUAACCCCAAACAUCUAUCUUACUAAUCUGUACGGAAAACUCCUCUUUAUUGCUGGAGAUCUGGUUGCUGCAUACCUCAUGUACCAGAUUCUGCUGCUCAGAGGGCUGGAUAGCAGGAAGGCCUGUGGGUGCUGUGCGUUCUGGCUCCUCAAUCCCCUACCCAUGACUGUAUCCAGCCGAGGAAAUGCCGAGUCCCUCAUAGUAGGCUUAGUCCUGGGUACUAUGUAUUAUAUGGAAAAGAGGCAGCUAGCCAAGGCUGCUGUUCUUUACGGCCUGUCUGUACAUAUGAAAAUCUACCCAGUGACUUAUGCAUUGCCAAUAGUUCUCCAUUUGCAAAGCAGCAGGAGCUAUAAAAAAGAAUCUGCAAACACGCUGAAAAAAUGGAAAAUCAGCCGCUCCAUGGACCGCUUCUGGUGUUUUUUCUUAAGACUCUUCAGUUGGGAUAACCUGCUUUUUGGAGUUGUAGCAGGAUGUACCUUUGCAGCCCUGGGCCUUGUUUUUUAUUUCUCUUAUGGUUGGGACUUUCUGGAGCAGACCUAUUUGUACCACUUGACCCGGAGAGAUAUCCGCCACAACUUCUCACCCUAUUUCUACAUGCUGUACUUGACCGCAGAAAGCGAGUGGAGUUUUUCCCUUGGACUUGCGGCUUUCUUGCCUCAGCUCCUGCUUCUUUUAGUGCUUUCUUUUGCUUACUACAACGAUCUUGUCUUCUGCUCUUUCCUGCACACAGCUGUGUUUGUGAGUUUUAACAAAGUGUGCACCUCUCAGUAUUUUCUGUGGUACCUUUGCCUUCUGCCACCUGUAAUCCCCCUUUUGAGGAUGUCCUGGCAGCGGGCUGCAUUUCUUCUCCUGGCAUGGCUUAUUGGGCAAGCGCUGUGGCUGGCACCUGCAUACUUUUUGGAAUUUGAAGGGCAGAACACUUUCUUGCUCAUAUGGCUAGCAGGCUUAUUCUUUCUUUUUGUCAACACUGCGAUUCUUGUCCAGAUUAUUGCUCACUAUGGCACAGGCCAGGGGACCAAGAGAAUUAAGCUACAAUAAGACCUACUUUGCUAUACCGGUGAAAUUCUGUAAGCUGUUCUCAAAACGGAGUUACUCGCUUGAACAGGACUGGGAAACAACAUUUUAAAUGUGUGCUAAUAUCAUUUUGCAAUGUCUUGUAUUGGAGAUGUUUGUCCUUGGUUUACAGUAUAUUUGAUAUGAAGAGGGCUGGGGAAGGGGCUAAUGUUGUAAAAAGAGUACAUCCUGA